AUGGCUGCCCUUGGCGAGGACUUGCUCACCACCGUCAACAAGCUGCAGGAUUUGGUCUUCAACACAAUCGGCAGCGACUCACUCGACCUUCCCCAAAUUGUCGUUGUUGGCUCACAGUCGGCUGGCAAAUCCUCCGUCCUAGAAAACAUCGUCGGCCGAGACUUCCUACCCAGAGGAAGCGGCAUCGUCACACGUCGACCCCUGAUUCUCCAGCUUAUCAACGUCCCCGAAGACGACAGCGCUCCCGACCCAGCCCUUGAUCCUUACAGAUCACCAGCUGCCGCUCGGCGAUCCGAGUGGGCUGAGUUCCAUCAUAUCCCAAACCGACGCUUCACUGAUUUUUCCGAUGUCAAGCGAGAGAUUGAGAAUGAAACCACCAGAGUUGCUGGUAGCAACAAGGGCAUCAACAGACAGCCCAUCAACCUGAAAAUCUACUCCCCUCACGUUCUAAACCUGACGCUUGUUGAUUUGCCCGGUCUGACAAAGGUACCAAUCGGCGACCAACCUACCGACAUCGAGAAGCAAACGAGAAAUCUGAUUUCCGAAUACAUCGCCAAGCCAAACAGUCUCAUUCUUGCCGUAUCACCCGCCAAUGUCGACAUUGUCAACUCAGAAGCCUUGAAGCUCGCCCGCCAUGUAGAUGCCCUCGGCAGACGGACUAUCGGUGUCCUUACCAAGCUGGACCUGAUGGAUCACGGUACAAACGCGCUUGAUAUCCUUUCAGGUCGUGUAUAUCCCUUGAAGCUCGGCUUCAUUGGUGUUGUGAACCGAUCGCAGCAGGACAUUCAGGGCAACAAGCCCAUGGAGGAGGCUCUGCAGGCAGAGAUGGACUUCUUCAAGCACCACCCAGCCUAUCGCAACAUCUCUAACCGAUGCGGCACACAAUUCCUGGCCAAGACUCUCAACUCCACUCUCAUGUCACAUAUUCGAGAGCGGUUGCCUGACAUCAAGGCUCGUCUGAAUACGCUUAUGGGACAGACUCAGCAAGAGCUUGCUAGCUAUGGUGACAUGGCCUUUAGCGGCAAGGAGCAUCGUGGAUCGCUCAUCCUGCAGCAAAUGACUCGAUUCGCUACCUCCUUUAUUUCCUCAAUUGACGGUACCUCAACCGAAAUUUCCACCAAGGAAUUGUGCGGUGGCGCUCGAAUCUACUACAUCUUCAACUCCGUCUUUGGCAGCUCACUCGAAUCCAUCGAUCCCACCUCCAACCUUACUGCUCUGGAUAUUCGCACAGCCAUCCGAAACUCGACCGGCCCCCGGCCCAGCUUGUUUGUUCCCGAGAUGGCUUUCGAUCUUUUGGUCAAGCCCCAGAUCAAACUCUUGGAAAUUCCCAGUCAACGUUGCGUCGAGCUUGUAUACGAAGAGCUGAUUAAGAUCUGCCACACCUGUGGAUCUACCGAACUGUCGCGAUAUCCCAGGCUGCAAGCGAAGCUGAUCGAAACCGUAUCAGACUUGCUCCGUGAAAGACUUGGCCCUGCCUCGUCUUACGUUGAAUCUCUCAUCUCCAUCCAACGGGCAUAUAUCAACACCAACCACCCCAACUUCCUUGGUGCCGCCGCCGCCAUGAGCAAUGUCGUUAGCGCAAAGCAAGAACGUGAGCGAAAGCGGUUGAUUCAGGAGGAGCGUGAGCGUCGCGAGAAGCGUCGCCUCAAGGAGCUUGGUGCCAAUGGAGAGCCCACCGAGGAUGGUGAGGAUGGCAGUGUUACCGAAAAGGGUGAAAAUGGCCGCAAGCACAAUUCCAAGUCCGGCCGAAGCUUGUCUCCGGCUGUCCAUGAAAAUGCUCACGGCAGCCUUGCAGCUGCUGUCAAUGGUGUUCGACCCAACUCCCCUUCGCGGGUUAAUGGUCAAGGUCUAGGUGCCAGAGAUACCUUUUUGAACUACUUUUUUGGCAAAGAUGGUGCAACUCUGCAGAGUGCGCUACCUGGCAGCCCGGCAAACCCUGGAAGACACAUCAGCCAGUCUUCUGAGCCAAGCUUAUCGCAAUCCAUUCGAAGAGAGGAGAGAGUCGCACUACGACCUGCGCCGCCAUCUCACAUUGACGAGUACGACCCUACCGGCCGAAGCUACGGCCUUGCUUCACAUCUUGGUGAAUCUAAUGAACCUGCCAUGACGGACCGCGAGGUCAUGGAGACUGAACUCAUCCGAGCUCUCAUCUCAUCCUACUUCAACAUUGUUCGGGAAUCCAUCGCCGACCAGGUGCCCAAAGCCAUUAUGCACCUCCUAGUCAACCACUCCAAGGAUGUGGUUCAGAACCGUCUUGUUAGCGAGUUGUACAAGGAGACUUUGUUCGAAGAGCUUUUGUACGAGGACGACGGCGUUAAGAAGGAGCGCGAGAAGUGCGAGAAGCUCCUCCAGACAUACAGGGAAGCCGCCAAAAUUAUCGGCGAGGUUUUAUAA
Pochonia chlamydosporia 170 is the source of this 2394-nucleotide messenger RNA. Its product is annotated as dynamin-2. The transcript is spliced from 4 exons. Gene Ontology annotation, cellular component: peroxisome; mitochondrion; microtubule. Gene Ontology annotation, molecular function: GTP binding; microtubule binding; GTPase activity. Bases 1 to 2394 code for a protein of 797 amino acids. Gene Ontology annotation, biological process: peroxisome fission; mitochondrial fission. NCBI's taxonomy places the organism in Eukaryota, Fungi, Ascomycota, Sordariomycetes, Hypocreales, Clavicipitaceae. The record is from RefSeq and is a predicted model, not a curated record.